CAGAACUUUGAAACAAAAAAUGUAAGAACAACAAUUGAAUUACCAAGCGGAGGACAAAUGCCAAUUUUAGGAUCUGGGACUUGGCAUCCCUUUUACCAAUUUAGUGAAAUGGAUACGAUGAGUAGUUUGCAUGCAGCUUUAGAAGCGGGAUAUAGGCAAUUUGACCUCUCUCCUGUUCAUUUGAACGAAACAGAAAUUAGAAUCGUUUUAAAAGAAUGGUUCAAUUCUGGAAAAAUCACAAGAGAUGAACUUUUCAUUGUUAGCAAAUUAUCACCGAUGAGAAAUAUUCCGGGCAAAGUAGAAAAAUAUCUGAAUAAAACACUGAAAGACUUGCAGUUGGAUUACUUAGAUCUCUUUUUAAUUCAACUACCGGUGACUUUUGAAGAAGUAGAAUUAAAUAUGAAUACUGACAACGAAGCCACGUGGAAAGAAAUGGAACAACUAUUUCACACAGGGAUAGUGCAAGCCAUUGGCCAGUCAAAUUUCAAUAUUCCGCAAAUUGAGGAAAUUAUUCAAAUUGCACAAGUUCGCAUUUCCAAUCUUCAAAUCGAAAUGCAUGUUUACUUUCAGCAAAAGGAACUUCUGGGAUCGAACACGGGUACCUUGGGCUUGAAGCACUGCGCCUUAAGCACCUCAGCCGUUCAAGACAGAUAUGAACCUCUACAAUGUUAA
Messenger RNA from Leptopilina heterotoma, 672 nucleotides. RefSeq names its product aldo-keto reductase family 1 member A1-like. The coding region runs from base 58 to 672 and encodes 204 amino acids. Gene Ontology annotation, molecular function: aldose reductase (NADPH) activity. Lineage: Eukaryota; Metazoa; Arthropoda; Insecta; Hymenoptera; Figitidae. The record is from RefSeq and is a predicted model, not a curated record. Gene Ontology annotation, cellular component: cytosol. The transcript has 5 exons.